Molecule: messenger RNA, 1476 nt
Organism: Baudoinia panamericana UAMH 10762
Lineage: Eukaryota; Fungi; Ascomycota; Dothideomycetes; Mycosphaerellales; Teratosphaeriaceae
Exons: 5
Coding region: 1-1476 (491 amino acids)
Biological process (GO): transmembrane transport
Cellular component (GO): membrane
Molecular function (GO): transmembrane transporter activity
Source: RefSeq, a predicted model, not a curated record
AUGGCCGACUAUGAGAAGAGGGAUCAUGUGGUGGAAGACAUCGUUGACCGAGUUGAGCACUUGGGGGCUAAGGAGGCCCGAGCCAACUUCGUUACGCCCACGCCUGAGGAAGAGCGAAGGGUCAUUCGCAAGCUGGACAGCAGAUUGCUGCCACUGGUGUUCUUCCUGUACAUGCUUGCGGUGCUUGACAGAUCCAAUCUGGGGAAUGCAAAGCUAGCUGGACUCACCAAAGACAUCAAUUUGGCCGGGCUGCGCUACAAUUGGCUGGGUACUGUCUUCUACAUCGCGUACAUCCUCUCCCAGUGGUUGUGCAUGGGCUGGAAACAGUUCAAGCCGCACUACUGGUGUGCCGGUGUAGUCUUCUUCUGGGGUCUAAUUGCUACUGUGCAGGCUGGAGUCACCAGCUGGCCCGGCCUAAUGGUUUGCCGCGUCUUUCUUGGUAUCGCAGAAGCCUGCUAUGGACCGGGAGUGCCUCUCUACCUCACGUUUUUCUACCCACGUGAGAAGGUCGGUUUUAGGCACGGUAUAUUCAUCUCUGGCGCUGCGAUGGCGAACGCAUAUGGAGGGGCUUUGGCCUACGGCAUCACGCAGAUCAAAGGUCAUCUCGCACCGUGGAGAAUCUUGUUCCUUAUCGAAGGAUUGCCGACUUGCUUCUUCGCGAUCCUGGUCUUCUUCCUACUGCCCGAUGGUGUAAUCCAAGCAAAGUUCUUGACCGAUCGGGAGAAGGAAGUCGCUCUUCACUUCGUAGCGCGUAACCAGAGACUGGACGUCGGCAAGCCACAAGGUCUCCGAUUCUCGGAAGUUCUUGAGGGGUUGAGAGAUCCAAAGUCGUUUAUCCCUGCCUUCUGCUAUUUCGGCUGCAACGUUUCAUAUGCCUCCUUGCCGCUAUUCGUGCCUACCAUCAUCAGUGAGAUGGGGAAAUUCAGUCCGGCCACCUCUAACGGGCUAUCUGCACCACCAUACUUGGCGUGUUUCUUCGUGAUCAUCAUCCUCUGCUUCUUUUCCGACUACUUCAAGAUGCGAGGGCCUUUUUGUGCGCUCGCUGCUUCGCUUGGAGCCAUUGGCUUCAUCAUCCAGGCUACCUGCACCACGACCGGAGUUCGCUACUUUGGCAUCUUCCUCUCCGUGCAAAUCUUUGCCUCCGUGGCAUUGCUGCUCGCUUGGGUGGCGAACAUUCAUGCGACGGAGAGUAAGCGCGCGGGCGGGUACACUGUGCUUGCGACGAUUGGGCAGUGCGGCCCGUUGCUUGGCACGAACGUCUUCCCAGCUUCCGAAAAGCCGUACUACCGGAAAGGCAUGUGGAUUUCGGCAGCAUUCUGCCUGCUUGUUGCUGUGCUCAGUGGCAUUCUCAGCUGCUGGUUGAUCUACGAGAAUAGGAAGAUGGAGAAAGAAGGCGUUCCAGAAGUGGAAGAGUUCGAGGACACUUCGAUUGCAAGAGAAAGUGGAAGGCACGAGAAGCACCGUUACAUCUGGUAG